This is a messenger RNA of Punctularia strigosozonata HHB-11173 SS5, 986 nucleotides long. RefSeq lists its product as uncharacterized. Gene Ontology annotation, cellular component: COP9 signalosome. Lineage: Eukaryota; Fungi; Basidiomycota; Agaricomycetes; Corticiales; Punctulariaceae. The record is from RefSeq and is a predicted model, not a curated record. The coding region runs from base 1 to 864 and encodes 287 amino acids. The transcript has 5 exons.
AUGGAACUAGGCUCGCAUUCAUCAGCAAAGCUCGAGCCCUUCUUGUUGAUGGGCAAAUCCGCGAAGGGAGCCGCGGCGGCUAAGCUCGCGCAAGACGCCACUGCCGCACCAGGCGUGUUCGUCUUCGCCGAGCUGCUCGAGCUGCCUGGCAUUCGGGAGCUUGCGAAUAACGCUCAGUACGCAAAGCAGUACGCUCUGCUGCAGCUUUUCUCGUACAAGACAUAUCAAGAUUACUCCCUGCACAAAGACGAUUAUCCGCCUCUGAACCAGGCGCAGAUCACGAAGCUCAAGCACCUUUCCCUCGUCUCCCUCGCCGCCGACCGUCGGAUCCUCCCAUACGCCGACCUGCUCCGCUUCCUCGAUAUGCCCACAAUUCGGGAUCUCGAGGACCUGGUUAUUGACGCCAUCUACCUCGACAUCCUUCGCGGCAAACUCGACCAGAAAGAGCAACAACUCGAGGUUGAAUACACCAUGGGCCGCGACCUCGCACCGGGCAAGGUGGAGCAUGUUCUCGCCGCGCUCAAGGACUGGGCCACAACUACCUCCUCCGUCCUCGCCACCCUCGACGCCAAACUCUCCUCCCUCUCCGCCCAAGCCCAAGUCACCAAAGACGCCCAGCUUGCCUACACCGCGUCCGUCGACGCGCUGCUCAAAGACGUCCUCGCCAAGAAGACCGCCGACAAGCGCGGCGGGGGACCGGCGAACAGUGGGGGCGGCAGCAGCAGCCUGCGCGGCGCGCUGCGGCCGGACGACGCGAUGAUGAUGGACGUCGACACUGAGGAGGGCGGUGCGACGAAGGGGAAGAGCCGCAGGGGUUUGUUUGAUUUCGGCGCGCGAGGGCAGAGGAAGCGUAACCGGUUUUAAUGGUAGCUGAACGAAAGCGGGGAAGAUGGUUAGAGGGUUCGCUCAUUGUGUAACACUACAUGGAAGCCUUCAUGCAAUCUGAUUGAAGAACUACGACUUCCCCGUGGUGAAUUGUUUGCACC